GCUGUUGCUUUUGGAUGACGUGACGAGCGCAGCAUAAGCAUAGAGACAUCAGAAAUCAGUUUUGGAGUUUUGAUAAAAAGUAAAUAAUUGUAGCAACCUCAUAACAUCCUACAAUAUUGAUUUUUUUAAUGAAACGUGUAUAACAUCUCUCAAAGUUGUAACCCAGGCGUAUCGCAAAUACGGCUUUACGCUAACAGAAGAAAUAUCCCACUAUUCAGGGGGAAAAGUAUUGACAGUUGAAAUCAGUAGCAGGACCAGUUUCUCGUUUGACGAGACGAGAAAUCAAUCAAGAUUUACAGGUGGACGAGGCGCAUCUGAGUCGGAUGCGUAGGGUUGUAUUUUUGAAUCUGGGACAUUCUCGAAAUUAGUAAAGCGAAAGUGAUUAAACAUCACAGUUCUAUCGAGAAGGUAUGGAGAAUAACUCGUUGCAUCCGAAUGCAGAGUAUACCAAAGCAAAUGACGAGCAGGAAAAAUGCGGGAGGAAAUGUGAAGCCCCGCUGAUGAAAAUAAAAACGUACCUCUCGGCACUUAGACCAUGGUCUCUGUCGGCCAGUUUGGUUCCGACGCUGCUAGGCGCAGCAAUUGCAUAUCGUACCGUUGGAUUCCACGAGUUCAAUUUUCUCACGUUCGUCUUCACAAUACUCACUGUAGUUACGGUUCACUGCGCAGGAAACGUGGUGAACACGUAUUUUGAUUUCGUGAAGGGGAUUGAUAAUCGCAAAUCGGACGAUCGAACACUGGUGGACCAUAUUUUAACUAAGGAUGAGGUCGUCACCCUAGGAGCUCUUCUGUACUGUGCGGGAUGUUUCGGAUUCAUCCUACUUGUUUAUCUUUCGCCUGCCAAAUUGGAACACCUGGCAUUGGUAUACUUUGGUGGUUUAUCAUCUAGUUUCCUGUACACAGGUGGAAUAGGACUGAAGUAUAUUGCAUUAGGAGACGUGUUGAUUCUGAUUAUUUUCGGGCCGAUAUCUGUACUGUUUUCCUAUAUGGCACAAACUGGCCACGUUGAAUGGAUGACCAUUUACUAUGCAAUCCCGCUAGCCCUCAAUACGGAGGCAAUUCUGCACAGCAACAAUACGCGCGAUGCUGAAGCGGAUAAGAAGGUUGGGAUUGUAACGUUGGCUAUUCUCAUUGGCCGUACCUCCUCCCAUAUACUUUACGCACUGUUACUGUUCACUCCAUACGUGAUGUUUGUGGUGUUAGGUGUAAAGUAUUCGGGAGCCUUCCUGAUACCAAUGGUAACGCUGCCACAAGCUUUCAAGAUAGAGAAACAAUUCCGCAAUGAGGCUACAUUGCACGGAGUGCCUCGGCAAACGGCAAAGCUGAAUCUUUUCUUCGGUAUUCUGUACGUGGUAGCUUGCUUUUGUGCGUCCCAACUGCCGUUCAUCGCGAGGAAAUAAGAGUGGCUUUCGGAUGGUGAAAUAAACCGCUUCCAAACGAGAGACUAUUGAAUCAUCUUCAGGUAUGAACUUGCAUCUAAAUGCAAUGGAAAACACAAACAAGCAUGGGUUCGUGGAGCCAAUUCUGUUUUUUUUGUGCGCUAAUCACUCGAUCUUACACAGACUUACUACUUUUAGCGAUAAGUUAUUUAUUCUUGAGAUAAAGAGAUUUCUAUUAUUUUUUUAUGCUGAGCAUGUGUUCUAGCUGUUAUCGAGACCACUUAAGAACAAGCCCGAGUCUAAAGGGCUUGUUCUAAUUAGGAAUAUUGACGGAUUUCACGCCAACUCGUCUAUGGGAUUGGCAUGACCCUCUUGGAACUUAAUGAAACUUUCUGGGCGUGAAGACCUUACCUAAUUAAGCAACUAGGCAUACUUAGUUUUCCGAAAAUUUAUCUAGACUAACAUAUGGAAAGGGCUAAAUAAUUUUGGUAAUUUUUUUAUAUUUUUUUUUACUCGAAAAUGGUAAGUCCUACAAAAAAAAAAGAUCUAUGGAAGAGUUUGCGGAAAAUAAUUGAAUAUUCAGAAAAAAAUACUGAAAAAUAUUUUUCUAAAUUCUACACUAAAAAAAUCGAUUUCAAAAACUAUAAGUCGAUUUUCUCAAAAUAGUCAUCUCAGAUUUUGAUGAAAUGGUAGAUAAAUUAAAAAUAAAUAUGGGCCCUACAACUGUUCCAUACAUCGCAACUUGUGCAUAUUUAAGGCAAAAAAGUUUUCCUAACCAAAACUUUUUCAAGAUUUUUUUUUUAAAUUUUUCUAUUUUUUUGUUUUAGUAUAGCUAUAGAAAAAAAAUCAAUAACAGGUAAAAAUGGAUCAAUGGUGUCUCUUGGAUGCUAAAGUACAGUUUUCAGCUUGUUUUUGUAGUCAAAUACAAUAUGUUUCAAUUCAGAGAGCAACGACAGCUCUCAAACAAUAGCCAUCUGCCAAAAAUCUCUUGAUCGGUCGGUCAGGUAUCGAAUAGUUGUUGUAGAUUUAGGUAUCUAUUAAGAGUCACUGUAAGUCACUGUAGAUAUGAUAAUAAUAAAUGGAUUGUAGAGAUACCUAACGGAUGAAUAAAAUGGCUCUGCAGUUGUUUGAAAAUUACCAGUCGUGACCAGCAGCAAAUAUAAAGUGACGGAAAAUAAAAAGCAUUAUUUUGUUUCUGCGUAGUCAUCACAAUUCAACAAAGAAAAGUGUGACAUUGUUUAGCAACAUGAGUCAAGCCGUGAUCUCCAGGAUUUGCAAGGAUUACAAAAUCAGUGCUGGUAUUAACAACCCCAAGUGUAACCGUAAUAAACUACGUCGGUUAACAGAAAUAGAGAAAAUACGUUUACUGGGAUAUACCCAUCCGUUGGAUGAUACAAUGCGAAUUUGUGAAUCUUGUUUGGCAGUGAUUUGGCACAAUAGGUGUGUCCCAAAGAGAAAACGACGUAUAGAUGAGGAUAGCGCUAACCAAAAUAUUGAAGAUUCACAAGCUCCAUCAAAUGGUCUGUGUAUUUACACGAUUACUUGUCGAUGGAUGAAGAUUUUGAAGACUUUGCUUGGACAAUACCCCUUCUGAAAUAUAACAUUGAAUUAUAAGUAAGUUAUAUUGAGUUGUACGGCUACUGUUAGAAAGUAAAAUCAAUAUAGGAUAGGUGCGGUAGUAUUGGCAAAUGCAUCAGCAUUAGCACCAUUCUCAUAAGUACAAUGGUAUCAGUUUUGGUACUACUCCAUUUAUACUCAGCCAAAACUGAUGCAUUUUCUAAUUAUUGCCAACACUACCACACGUAUGCAUUAUCGAACCCCAGAUCAUUUGAUGGAGCUAUUCAAUAUUUUGGUUAGUUUUAUCCUCAUCUAUACGUCUUUUUUUCUUUGGAACACACCGUUUGCUCUAAAUCACUGCCAAAUAAGUUUCACAAAUUCGCAUUGUAUCAUCCAAUGGAUGGGUAUGUACCAGUAAACGUAUUUUCUCUAUUACUGUUGAUGUUAACCAACGUAGUUAAUUACGGUUACACUAGGGGUUGCUAACUAUUUCCCGUACAACAUCGAGUCUCACUCGUAGUGUACUUGCAUAAAAUAGGGCGCUAGAACGCUCAGCAGAGUAUUACGCAAAAACGAAAUAAUGCUCUGUUUCUUUUCUGCCACUUUACAUUUGCUGCCGGUCAUGACUGGUAAUUUUCAAACAACUGCAGAGCCAUUUUAUUCAUUCUUUAGGUAUCUAUACAAUCCAUUUAAUGUUAUAUCUACAUUGACUUACAGUGACUCUUUAUAGAUACCUAAAUCUGCAACAACUAUUCGAUACCUGACCGACCGAUCAAGAGAUUUUUGGCAGAUGGCUAUUGUUUGAGAGCUGACGUUACUCUCUGAAUUGAAACAUAUUGUAUUUGACUACAAAAACAAACUGAAAACUGUACUUUAGCAUCCAAGGGUCACCAUCAAUCCAUUUUUACCUGUUACUGCUUUUUUCUAUAGCUGAAAAUUUUUAAGAAAAAAACCUGGAAAAGUUCAUUGAGUUCUGAGAGGGUCAUGCCAACAUCUGGUCUAUUGUUAAAAUUAUUAUAUUGUUAAAUAUUAUUUGGAUUCUACUACCUUCGUUCCAUCCUGUGUUUGCUGGCCCUCUCUCUGAAGUGUUUCGACAACGAGAAAAAGACAAUUAACUACGAUGAAGAUUAGUUUUAGAAUCUUGCGUGAAAGAUCGGCAGCUAGAUUGUUAAAAUUGCAAUAUCUUUAAGGACGCUUUGAGGCCAAUAAGGGGAGAUUGUUUCAUGACGUGUUUUGGAUCAAUGAGAGUACACCAGCCUGAGGGAAACGAAACAAGAAGAUGUAAAUUAAGGUUUGUUCAAAAUUUGCAAUUCUAUAGUUUUGGUGAUAUGACCAUCUAAUAUUUAAUAUACUAGGUUUUUUCUUCCUUAUUUUUUCAUUAUAGCCAAGGAUUUAUCCUCAUAAAUGUUCAAAUAAUGUUCUGCUCACAUAAGCACAACAUGAUUUUUCCCUGCUAGAGUCUCUACCACAUAUCAUAAUUUAGAAGAGAUUCAAUCAGACGAUUAAAGGUUGCGAAUUCGUAGCCCCCACCAAGACACACACACAUAUAUACAAAUAUAUUUCUAUUGGUGGAUAAACCUUAGACAACACAAUACGAUUGAUGCGUACUUAAGAAUACCCCUCAUCAGAUAAUUUUUAAAAAACUCCGUUACCAGUGCGUGAUGUUUAGGUGGAAAAUGAAUCUAAUAAAAGUGAGCGACAAUAAUUAGCCGUACUGAUAUUGAGAUCCAUAACAAAAGCCCGAUAAGUACCUAAUGGGGCAACGUUUCCUCAUCUCGUUUAUUGUCGAACUAGGUUUGCAAAAAAUAAAAUGAAGAAAACAAAGACGAUUAAAAAUAAUGCAGAGGCCGCUGUAUUAUGUUUCAAACUCUAGACGGCGAAAUUGACACAAUCUUGAAGAAGAUUAAACACUACAUUUCCAGGAAGUAGGAAUGCAACACCAUGCUGUUUCAAACUUGUUCGUCUUUUGUUCUUAAGUGCAAUCAGAGGAUUUUUUUUUCAGAAAAUUAAACUUCAAAACAAUUAGUAGGUACGAGAGGUUCGAAUACGGAAAUUGAUUCAGAUGGGAUGUGUCUUCGCGGGUGCAUAAACAAGUUUUACUCCAAGCAGCCAAGCAAAACAUAGAUAAGGCGUAUACAGUUAAUUACACGUUAUGCUUUUGCUUGAUAAUGAAAGAAAAAUAUCAACUAUAAAUGAACGUCAUUUUUACUAUAGAAUUUUAUAAAUUAUUGAAAUGAUGAGAAUAACUGAUGUAGAUAAUAAUGCAGUAAAGAAAAAAAGAUGCAA
This is a messenger RNA of Toxorhynchites rutilus septentrionalis, 5222 nucleotides long. It is a transcript of the gene heix, whose product is annotated as ubiA prenyltransferase domain-containing protein 1 homolog. The record is from RefSeq and is a predicted model, not a curated record. Gene Ontology annotation, cellular component: endoplasmic reticulum; Golgi membrane. Gene Ontology annotation, molecular function: prenyltransferase activity. The transcript has 3 exons. Gene Ontology annotation, biological process: menaquinone biosynthetic process; vitamin K biosynthetic process. NCBI's taxonomy places the organism in Eukaryota, Metazoa, Arthropoda, Insecta, Diptera, Culicidae. The coding region runs from base 411 to 1400 and encodes 329 amino acids.